AUGUUAGCCAUUGCCAAUCCAUUAUCGCCAGACUUUUCCAACUGCCAUUCGUCGGAAUUGCCUUCCCAUCCAUUAAAACCGACGGGUCUUCAACAUACUCUACCACCAUCUGUUUCUGCUGAUAGAGCUUUAGUACCCCAGCAGAUUAUUAAUGAUGCUCCUGUACAUGGUGACCUUUCAAAUCAUGAAGGAGAUACUAGCUUUAAGGUGGAUUCUCUAGUGGAAGAUAGUUUUCCAUCAGGGGAAACUAUAAAGUUGGAUUUUCCUCCACCCCCACUCAAGCCGGUGGACGAUAAAACUGUCCAGAAGAUUGAAGUUCUAUGCCAAAUCUACGAUUGUCUUGAUUUGUUGUUGCUGAAGUUGGACGCGGAAGCCGCCCUUGUUGGUUGUGACUGUUGUCGUGAUGCCGACAACAAAUCAUCAUUGGUUGUUUCUGUCAUCACCGUUGCUGGCUGA
Molecule: messenger RNA, 456 nt
Organism: Ilex paraguariensis (yerba mate)
Lineage: Eukaryota; Viridiplantae; Streptophyta; Magnoliopsida; Aquifoliales; Aquifoliaceae
Source: the annotation of a GenBank genome assembly